This is a messenger RNA of Limanda limanda (common dab), 1228 nucleotides long. RefSeq names its product homeobox C1a (gene hoxc1a). NCBI's taxonomy places the organism in Eukaryota, Metazoa, Chordata, Actinopteri, Pleuronectiformes, Pleuronectidae. Gene Ontology annotation, cellular component: nucleus. The record is from RefSeq and is a predicted model, not a curated record. The transcript has 2 exons. Bases 1 to 927 code for a protein of 308 amino acids. Gene Ontology annotation, biological process: regulation of transcription by RNA polymerase II. Gene Ontology annotation, molecular function: RNA polymerase II cis-regulatory region sequence-specific DNA binding; DNA-binding transcription factor activity, RNA polymerase II-specific.
AUGACUUCCUAUGAAGAGUUAACGGCCGGAGGGGAAAGUAGCCUUCUGUUCACUGACCCCGCGGAGGGAGACCCGGAGGUGGGAGAAGUUGCGUCAACAUUCAAUCCUCCGCUGCAUCCCCACUACUUCACCCUCUCCAACACUUUGACUCUGUGCACCUCUUCUUCGGACAGCCCACCCCCUCCUCCUCCUCCUCUGUUUGACACUCUCGGGGGCUUCUCGACACCGGCCCACCCCCACUCGCCCCGGGUCCCCUGGCGGUGCAGGGAGCAGGGGCAGGACUCAUCUCCAGGACGCGGAUACUGCGCGUCAGCAGCCGGCAGCGGGUCGGGAGGACGCACAGACUGUGGGUCAGUCGAGGAGCAAACUCGAAUCUGCUCCCACCACGUCCCCGAGCCUGGGGGGCGAAGUUCGGACUGUGCCGCGGCUGUUACGCAUGGAAGGAGUAAAACUUUUGAGUGGAUGAGAGUGAAGAGGAGUCAGCACCGGGCGGCCGGGAGUCACUCGACCUGUGGGUUCAGUGUGGUUGGCUCGGGACUCGGUGCUGUGGAGGCUGGACGCAGCAGCAGCAGCAGCAGCAGCAGGAGGAGGAGGAUCUUUGCGGAUGUCCAUCCCACGGUGCCCGGGGCCCCGAGGACCUGCUUCAGCACCAGGCAGCUGACCGAGCUGGAGAAGGAGUUCCACUUCAACAAGUACCUGACGCGGGCCAGGCGGGUGGAGGUCGCCGGCGCCCUGCAGCUCAGCGAGACGCAGGUGAAAGUUUGGUUUCAGAACCGACGCAUGAAGCAGAAGAAAUUGCAGCGAGGCGCCGGGCUGCUGUGCCACCCGGGCCCCGCGGCCCUGCUCUCACACGCCGGCUCUCUGGACACCUGCCUCGCUCCGGAGCCAAGCACCACCUCGCCACAGCAACUGCCCCUGACGCCCUGAGCCGGCAGAUGUUUUGAUUUGUGCGUUUUGCAUCGGUUUCACUCAGGCAUCACCUUUAUUUGCUUACACCCCGAUGGAUGCUCGCUGCAAAGAAGCAAGUUUCUUCAUGCAAGAACGGGUCAAAACAAUCAGUCACCCUCCCCGGCUUCAGACUGGCGCUCUGAUUUGAAUAUUAAAAUUCAAGUCUCCAUCUACACGAUGUGAACGAAGAUACAAACUUAUAUUGAUUGUGCAAAGAGACGGUGGCACAGGGUUUAUUUAUUUUGUACAAUUUCUACAUGAAUACAUUUAUUCAACAGGA